AUGAAUUAAACAUUUACAGCAGAAAUUAAAUUAAAGAGUUCAAAAGAAAGAGGUUAUUUUGAUCAAUUAGUAGAUGCUGUUGUUAGGCCACCUAGAUAGAUAUAUGAUCCAUCAAAAUUAGGUGCAACAACCGUACUAAUAAAUAAACUACUUAUUUACAGAGAGGAUUUUGUUGUUUAGUCAAGAUAAUAAAACUUAAAAUUACAAGGUUCUUUAUAUAGUCCUGUUUAUUUAAAAGGUAAAGCAAGUCCAUGCAUUAUUUAUUUGCAUGGUAAUUCAAGUUCCAGAUUGGAAUCUUCAUGUUAUGCUAAUAUGUUAGCCUAAGAAGGCAUGAGUUUAGUUAACUUUGAUUUUGGAGGGUGUGGGAUAUCAGAUGGAUAAUACGUUUCCCUUGGAUGGUACGAAAAAGAGGACUUUUUAAAUAUUCUAAAUUAUAUCAAAACUAAGUAUUAAAUUUCUACUAAAAGAUACCCAUAAUUAGGACCAUUUGGAGUUUGGGGUAGAAGUAUGGGAGCAGUAACAGCUAUCAUGGCUGCAGCUGAAAAUCCUGAGUUAAGCACUCUAGUGUUAGAUUCUCCAUUUAGUAAUCUAAAGCAACUUUGCAUUGAUAUUGGCGAUAGUUUUCAUGUUCCAACAAUUGGUGUUAGAUUUGUCUUUUAUUUAUUGAGAAAAAAGGUAAGGAAAAUAGUUAGAUAUGAUCCAAAACAUAUUAAUACUAUACAGUAUAUUAAAAAGUUAUCUACCAAAUGUUCUGCUUAUUUUGUUAGAGCGAGCAGUGACAAAAUGAUUGGAAAAAAUCACGUUGAAAACUUGUAUGAUGCUUUCAAGGGAGAAAAAUAUAUAUUUACUUUUCUAGGUGAUCAUAAUGCUCCAAGACCUACAGAAGCGUAUUAAGGGAUUAUUAGGUUUUUUGCAACUAGAUUAAUUAAAAGUACUGAGAUUUAAAAAAUGAGUUUAUCUAGAAAAAGUUCUGGAAAAUCACACAAAAUAGAAAAAGGGUACAAAUCCCAAAGAUCCUAUGAGUCUGAUGUGAACUAUGACGAAUCUGAUGAUGAAAAUGCUAAGAAAUUAAAUAAUGAACAAUACAUAACAGAAAUGAAAAAACCACAAUUAUUAAACGUCUUUUUAUCUGAUUCUGACAUUGAUAGUUAACAUUCACUUGAUGAGGACUUGAAAGAUCAUGACCUUCCACAAUUUUAAGAUAUUAAAACUAAAUUAAGUUGA
Paramecium tetraurelia is the source of this 1224-nucleotide messenger RNA. RefSeq lists its product as uncharacterized. Lineage: Eukaryota; Ciliophora; Oligohymenophorea; Peniculida; Parameciidae. The record is from RefSeq and is a predicted model, not a curated record. The transcript has 3 exons.